CGACGAGAAGGACGACGACGACAGGGGCCAGAAGUCAUCAUGGACCUGCGACAGUUUCUCAUGUGCCUAUCUUUGUGCACAGCCUGUGCUCUUAGCAAGCCCACAGAGAAGAAGGAGCGAGUGCACCAUGACCCUCAGCUCAGUGACAAGCUCCAUGAUGAUGCCCAAAACUUUGACUACGAUCAUGAUGCCUUCCUGGGUGCAGAAGAGGCCAAGACCUUUGAUCAGCUGACCCCAGAAGAGAGCAAGGAGCGACUUGGAAAGAUUGUAAGUAAAAUAGAUGAAGACAAAGACGGGUUUGUCACUGUGGACGAGCUCAAAGACUGGAUUAAGUUUGCACAAAAGCGCUGGAUUUUCGAGGAUGUAGAGCGGCAGUGGAAGGGGCAUGACCUCAAUGAGGACGGCCUCGUUGCCUGGGAGGAGUAUAAAAAUGCCACCUACGGCUACAUCUUAGAUGACCCAGACCCUGAUGAUGGAUUUAACUACAAACAGAUGAUGGUGAGAGAUGAAAGGAGGUUCAAAAUGGCAGACAAAGAUGGUGAUCUCAUUGCCACAAAGGAAGAGUUCACAGCUUUCCUGCACCCUGAGGAAUAUGACUAUAUGAAAGAUAUAGUAGUGCAGGAAACCAUGGAGGACAUUGACAAGAAUGCUGAUGGCUUCAUUGACCUGGAAGAAUACAUUGGCGACAUGUACAGCCACGAUGGAAACGCCGACGAACCAGAGUGGGUGAAGACUGAGCGGGAGCAGUUUGUGGAGUUCCGAGACAAGAACCGGGAUGGGAAGAUGGACAAGGAGGAGACCAAGGACUGGAUCCUCCCCUCUGAUUAUGAUCAUGCUGAAGCUGAGGCCAGGCACCUGGUCUAUGAGUCUGACCACAACAAGGAUGGCAAGCUGACCAAGGAGGAGAUCGUCGACAAGUAUGAUUUAUUCGUGGGCAGCCAGGCCACAGACUUCGGGGAGGCCUUAGUACGGCACGACGAAUUCUGAGCGGCAGACAGAGAAGCGCGAUUUUCUUCAAAAGUAAUUUAUUUUUUACAGCUUCCGGUUUCACGUGAAAAUCGUGUUCGCUACUGAGACUGUCCAUUACAAAGUUCAAGAUGAAAAGCAACGACAGCAACUGCCCCCUUUCCUCUACCCAGAGGGACUAGAGGGAGACUCUGUGCUCCUGAUGCACGACUGUAAUUUCAAAACUUGUGGUUUUUUGUUUUUUUUUAGAUUUACACUUUGGUUUCCUGUAUAACGAGUUGUUUUUAUUUUUGUAUUGCUUUCAGACCAGGUAGAUGAAAUGAAGGAUGUAGAUCUCCACUUUCUUCUUUGCCAUAGGUUCAAGUUAGUUUCUUCCAUCCCCAACCCUGUUUUCCUCCUAUCAGUUUGUACUUUUUAUUUAGCUAACAAACUGCUUUAAAAGCCUAUGAUCAACAGAGUCCAGGAGAGGGAAGAGGACAACUGUUCCCCAAAUUUUAUUCAAGUGAGACCGUUUUCAGGCAUUAUUUCUCAAGAAGGUGUCAGGGGUGGACCCCCCAGGUUCCACAGACCAUUUUCUAUCCCACUUGAGCACUAUCUACAGUGGUAAUGAAUCCAUUACCCCAUUACUGGCAUCCUGGGGGGCGGGAAGGAACAACCAUCCAUCCCAAGGUCAGAAUGACCCAGGCCACCUGGCCCAGCAAGAAUGGAAGGGGUUAGCAUCAGGGCCAGUGGGGUGACCAGUGGCACAGGGGUCUGAAACAGGGCCGUGGAUUUGUUUCAGGGAUAGCCGGCCGGUGGAAACAGACCCGGGUGUCUUUCCAAACAUCUCGACCCUUCGAAAUAACUAGGACCGGCUUGACUGAUGCCUGUUGAAGUGAUUGAACAUCUGCUGAGUGGCAAGAGGGUCAUAAAUGUCCCCGGUAGGCACUUAGGGCUGCUGAGCCUAUUUUUCUUAUUUUUCAACUGGUUGAAACAGCUAAGAUGGAUCCCAUGUCAGUCAUGCCAUCCAAGUGCCUUUACCUGCCAAGAUAAAUGAUCAGCCAAAGGGCUUCCCCUCAGGGACCCCAAGGCUAAUUAGGCUAAAGUAGAAAGUGAUCAAGAGCAGGUUAAGGCUCCAGGAAAGCCCUCCACCUCAGAGAAGACUGCUUAGUCUGGGGAUCUGGGAUGUAGUGGGGCUUUCUUUUCAUUCUCCUUCCUGGGCAGUGAGUGGUGGAACUACUAUUAGUUAAUAGCUCAAUUGCAGUGUUCAAAUAGCCCCGUGGGCUGGCUUCUUAAACUGCAUGUUGCCUAGUUUACCCAGGGAUCCUCUUGGCUCAAAAUACAGACCACUCACAAACCAGGAGACAUGUGGGGGUCAUCACCCCACUUUGUCGGGAUCAGUUGGUGAGCACCAGCAGCAUUCCCAGUGGGGGCCCCUUCUGCCAAAGUGCCAUCCUUCCUCCCUUUUUCCGCAUGGCUUUGCAGGUUGCAGACCUAUGGGAACAGAAAGGCAUUAAGGGAGAGAACUUGGGGAAACCAUUCUUUCCAACUCAGCAGAUGCCACCCUGUUCUUCCCUCUCUCUGCCUCAUACAACACUAAUCCUCCGUUUCUGGAACUUCCUCCUUUGAAAACAUAUUUUGUGUUCCCAGGACACUAAGAUAUUUGUGUGUGUGUGUGAGAGAGAGAGAGAGAGAGAAGUGUGUGUAUCCUUUACUCUUUCAUGUAAUCUCUAUAGGUAAUACACCUUUGGUAUAACUUGAGACCUCAGCAUCAGGAGGUGCUAGGUGAAUAUUAGAAACCAGAUGAGGAUUUUUUUUUUUAUGGCCACAAUGAGGGGCUGGGUUGAAAGCUGAGAAGGCAGGCUCCCAGCCUCCCCAAGGCCUCUGGGAUGUAGGAUUUAGAGUUGUGGGGUAGGAGCCAUGGGUAGAAGACCCACUCUUCCUACUCUCCACCUGAAGAAUCAAAUUCUCCUGGAGACUGGACCACUCAGCCUGGGGGUCUGAGCCCCUGCCCCGGGGUGAAAGUGUGCUGGGCUGAGCUGCGUGGCGGGGGCUCUGCACAGCUGCAGCCGCAGAUCCCGGCUCGCAUGAGUGAAAAUUCACCCACCCCAAGGGUGAAUCUUAACCAUACGGCGACAGUGGCACCGACAGCUUCUGUGGGCCGGCUGCUCUGCCAAGUGCAUUUUAUUCAAAUCCCUACUUCGUUCCUGGGUUAUUUUUCGUUCAGAGUGAGCCCGAGGUGGGUGAGCAACAAGCAGCACAUCCACCGUGAGUAUCCUGUGUCCUGUGAGUUCUUGGUUUCUUUUGUAAUGGAGUGUAAACCAAGUUUUAUAUUGUAAUGCAAGCAGGUGAUAUCUGUUUCUCAAUAAAACUGUUUACAUUCACUCUGA
Molecule: messenger RNA, 3335 nt
Organism: Tachyglossus aculeatus (Australian echidna)
Lineage: Eukaryota; Metazoa; Chordata; Mammalia; Monotremata; Tachyglossidae
Gene: CALU
Product: calumenin
Exons: 7
Coding region: 40-987 (315 amino acids)
Cellular component (GO): endoplasmic reticulum
Molecular function (GO): calcium ion binding
Source: RefSeq, a predicted model, not a curated record